AUGCCGACCCAGAGGGACAGCAGUACCAUGUCUCAUCCAGUCGCAGGCGGCUGCAGCGGGGACCAUGCUCACCAGGUCCGGGUGAAAGCCUACUACCGCGGGGAUAUCAUGAUAACCCAUUUUGAACCUUCAAUCUCCUUUGAGGGCCUUUGUAAUGAGGUUCGAGACAUGUGUUCUUUUGACAAUGAGCAGCUUUUCACCAUGAAAUGGAUCGAUGAGGAAGGAGACCCAUGUACAGUGUCAUCUCAGUUGGAGUUAGAAGAAGCCUUUAGGCUUUAUGAACUAAACAAGGAUUCUGAACUCUUAAUUCAUGUAUUCCCUUGUGUACCAGAACGUCCUGGAAUGCCCUGUCCAGGAGAAGAUAAAUCCAUCUACCGCCGAGGUGCACGCCGCUGGAGAAAGCUCUAUUGUGCAAAUGGCCACACUUUUCAAGCCAAGCGGUUCAACAGGCGUGCCCACUGUGCCAUCUGCACUGACCGAAUAUGGGGACUUGGACGCCAGGGAUAUAAGUGCAUCAACUGCAAACUACUGGUUCAUAAGAAGUGCCACAAACUUGUCACAAUUGAGUGUGGGCGGCAUUCUUUGCCACCGGAACCAAUGAUGCCCAUAGAUCAGUCAUCCAUGCAUUCAGAGCAUGCACAGACAGUAAUUCCAUAUAAUCCUUCAAGUCAUGAGAGUUUAGACCAAGUUGGUGAAGAAAAGGAGGCAAUGAACACCAGGGAAAGUGGCAAAGCUUCAUCCAGUUUAGGUCUUCAGGAUUUUGAUUUGCUCCGGGUUAUAGGAAGAGGAAGUUAUGCCAAAGUACUACUGGUGCGAUUAAAAAAGACAGAUCGUAUUUAUGCAAUGAAAGUUGUGAAGAAAGAGCUUGUCAAUGAUGAUGAGGAUAUUGAUUGGGUACAAACAGAGAAGCAUGUUUUUGAGCAGGCAUCCAAUCAUCCUUUUCUUGUUGGGCUACAUUCUUGCUUUCAGACAGAAAGCAGAUUGUUCUUUGUCAUAGAGUAUGUAAAUGGAGGAGAUCUAAUGUUUCAUAUGCAGCGACAAAGAAAACUUCCUGAAGAACAUGCCAGAUUUUACUCUGCAGAAAUCAGUCUAGCAUUAAAUUAUCUUCAUGAACGAGGAAUAAUUUAUAGAGAUUUGAAAUUGGACAAUGUAUUGCUGGAUUCUGAAGGACACAUUAAACUCACUGACUACGGCAUGUGUAAGGAAGGAUUACGACCAGGAGAUACAACCAGCACUUUCUGUGGUACUCCCAAUUACAUCGCUCCUGAAAUUUUAAGAGGAGAAGAUUAUGGUUUCAGUGUUGACUGGUGGGCUCUUGGAGUGCUGAUGUUUGAGAUGAUGGCAGGAAGGUCUCCAUUUGAUAUUGUUGGGAGCUCUGAUAACCCUGAUCAAAACACAGAGGACUAUCUCUUCCAAGUUAUUUUGGAAAAACAAAUUCGCAUACCACGUUCUCUGUCUGUAAAAGCUGCAAGUGUCCUGAAGAGUUUUCUCAACAAGGACCCAAAGGAACGAUUGGGUUGUCAUCCUCAAACAGGAUUUGCUGAUAUUCAGGGACACCCAUUCUUCCGAAAUGUUGAUUGGGAUAUGAUGGAGCAAAAGCAGGUGGUGCCUCCCUUUAAACCAAAUAUUUCUGGGGAAUUUGGUUUGGACAACUUUGAUUCUCAGUUUACUAAUGAACCUGUCCAGCUCACUCCAGACGAUGAUGACAUUGUGAGGAAGAUCGAUCAGUCUGAAUUUGAAGGUUUUGAGUAUAUCAAUCCUCUUUUGAUGUCUGCAGAAGAAUGUGUCUGAGCCCAUUUCUCAACUCUGCAGUUUGCUUGUGUUGCCAUCUAAUGCAUGAAUAAACAUGUUAUUAGCCUGGAUGCAACGAACCAUUUUGUAUUUUUCACCUACAUAAAAGCACUCAAUAUCUGCUAUUCUUAGCUAUAAGAGUCAAUUAUUACAUUUAACUAUGAAAAAAAUGAAAUUAGUGUCCAGUCAUGUCAAAAUUUAGUUGUACUGGUAAUCCAACAGUUUACUGAUGAAUAAUGAGGUUGUCUGUUUUGUUUAAAGGAAAUACUUAGCACUGCUUUUAAACAGAGUAUCUGUUGCAUUAAGGCACAUUGUGGGAUUACAUCAUAAGCCUCCUGUGAUUGUUGUCACUCCUCUUUAAGUCAUUUAAGUGAUAAUUUUGGAAUAAAAGAGUAAUUCAAAAUAUAGCAACCUUUUAUAUUUCCUAUUGCUUUCUGACUUCUUUGUGUUUAAGAUUCAGCUAUUUAGCUAUAAAUUUUAUAAUUGCCCUGGAUAAUUAAAUUAUUGAUUUUUAAGACAACAGUUAUUAAAUUGGUAAUAAAAAAUAUUACUUGCUUAGAAUUUGGGAAUACAGAUUCUCCUUGAGGAAAAAAGUAGGCACAUUUUAUUAAGAAUCAGAUUCCAAAUCAUUAGCUGAUACAAGUGAUUUCUUUAGCAUUAUUAAGGGUUAGCAUCUAAGCUUGUCUUUUUAGCUAACACUUUAACUGUGCUGGUAGUAGGUGUAGUUCAAAGGACCCAGGCUACAGUUGAAUAGAACAUUUCUCAGUAUAUUGGAAGGUAAAAAGAGAAAUUUAAAAUAGGUAUAAAAAAAGCAAUGAUAUCAUUUAUUUCUUAUUGGAGAGUAAAUCCUACUGUUGCUUUUGGUGGUUUGAUUUAAAUAAUAAGGAAGUGUUCACUUGCUACCAAACUUGUAAAAGCAUUCCAUUAUCCAGUGAAGAGAGAAUGUAUACUAAUUUUUCCUUAUAAUUUAGUGUCUUGAUUUUACUCGUUUCUUCCCCAGAACCACAUUAUCCAUACUUUUCUGGACCUUGUUUCUGUAGUCUUCAGUGAAAUCCAAGAAAAAUAAUAAACAUGAAUAAAUGUUCAGGACAAGCACAUUCAAUCCCAUACUUCACAAUUCCAGCUCCUUAUAUUAGCUUUUGUUAAGAAGGUAACAAUCAGGGGCAGAGUUCUUCGGAUUAUUUUUUAUUAUUAAAGGAUGCCACCAGUAACAUCUUCGGUUGCUUAUUUUAGUUUUUUUUUUAUGAAAAGAGACUUUAAGAGUAACUAUAACAUGAUCAUCUAAAUUAUAAUUGUCCUAUCUUAGAAAAUUUAUUUCAGGGAAGCUAUCUAGCCUUAAAUUUAGAAUGAUUUAUAAUUUGUAAGCAUUUAAUAAAUUAUCUCUUUUUUUUUGGAUGCUACAUUUCUCUAGAAAUGUAGUUUUUCCAAAGUUUCUGGCCAUGUACUCUCUUUUCUUCAAAUAACUAAGUCUAGAAGCAUGAAAACCUCAAAGGAAAAUGUUUAUAUACAUUCACAUGUUUAUGUAAGAACUGUAUAUCUUUCUCUUAAUAUCUGAAACUUGUUUUAAAAGCAGUAUUCACUUCAACUCAUAAACUUAGAGAAAAUUCUGACAUUUCAGAAAUGUUUGUGUUCUUGCUUUUAAGUGGUGCUGUUUUCCCCAGGGCAUUUAGUUCUGAAAUUUUAGAGUGCGGAAUAACCACCUAGGAAGUUUGUUUAAAAGGUACAUAACCUGGGUUAGAAUUCUGUGGGGUCUUUGAACCUCACUGAGAAACACUUUCUUUGAGUUACUCCUUUAUUUUGUCCUAUAGUUAUAUAUUAGAAAGAAUAUUCAGGAUAAAACAUUUUUGAGAAGGGAUAGGCAAUGAGUUACUAUCUUAUCUACAAUUUUAAGUAAAUUUCGAAUGAAUAACUUGUUAAAGCUAGGUAUCUUCUCCGAAAAAAAAAAGACCCACCAGCUCUUUAUCAAUGUUACAAACGACAAACGUUUUUCUGUGACAAGCUUUUAAGCAUUUUUCAGAGUUGUCUUCUGUUUUUAAAUCUUUCUUUUAAACAAUUAAGUUUCACUGUGUAUAUUUUAUACAGAAUUGCAUUACAAAUAUGUUUUUAAUUGUGUUCUGUUUUUGUAGUCUUUAAGUGCCACGCCAAUUGUUUUUAUAUUAUACAGAAGUUCUCUCAAAAUACCAGGGGAAUAAGGCAGUUGACAGAAUGGUUGGAAUUUUGGUGUUCUAAGAGAAAAUUUAUUUUGUACAAAUGUGUAUGUGUUCAGACCAUUUUAUAUGUAUGCCACCUGAAUUGGAUAUCAGGUAUUAUGCUUGGUUAGUACCUCUACAUUUACUUUUUAAAUUUUGUUUUGUUCUGUGUAAUGUAAUCUGUAUUUGUAUACCUGUUUUUUUACUUUAAAAUCUUGAAAUAAAAUGUUUAAUGCUCAU
Molecule: messenger RNA, 4220 nt
Organism: Manis javanica (Malayan pangolin)
Lineage: Eukaryota; Metazoa; Chordata; Mammalia; Pholidota; Manidae
Gene: PRKCI
Product: protein kinase C iota
Biological process (GO): protein phosphorylation
Molecular function (GO): ATP binding; protein binding; diacylglycerol-dependent serine/threonine kinase activity
Source: RefSeq, a predicted model, not a curated record